UCAUACAGGUAAAACAUUUUGAACUCAGGUGAAUCACAACAAAAAUGGCGUCUGGGAGAACGAAUUCCAAUGCUGGAGUAGGAAGACCCAGAGGAUGGAUGUUCUGGGCUGCGUAUGUAUUAGGAAUUGCAGCUUUCUUGUUUGUUUUCAUUGCCUUUGCAUCGCCAUAUUGGUACAAAUCUUGGAGUCGAGUUCACAGUCCCUUGGCGAAUGUCGGAUUGUGGCAUAUUUGUUUAUCAGGAUGGGUGAAACCUUACGAUCCUUCCAUGAGAUCCUACGUUGGAUGUUGGUGGAUACAUUCAACAUUCUUUGAAGAUGUAUAUGAUUUGAUAAUGCCACCCUGGUUCAGAGCAGUACAAGCCUUGGUAAUAUUCACACUACUGUGUAACUUGGGAGCAUUAGCUAUUCUAACAGCUUAUAUAUGUGAUAUGUAUGGAUCACAUUUCUAUGACAACAGGAGACCAAAGUUAUUUUUCCUCAGUAGCAUUCUUUUGUUUGCUGCAGGUGGUUUGGUGUUAAUUGUUUCCCUCGUUUUUGCUGAGAAAUCUAGAGAUGGAUCAUGGAUGCCAAGACCUUGGCUGAAUUAUCUUUCAUUUUCUUUCGGAUGUAAUGUCAUGAGUGGCUUUGCGUCAGCAUUUGCAGGAAUGAUCAUGUUUAUUAAAGCCACAGAUAUAAGGAAAAAGCCAGACAAGAAAGAACCAGACGGUAUGGAAUUUGAAGAAAAGGUGGCUCCAAGUCAAGCUAGUGGCUCAGCUUACCUGCCACCAAUGAAAUCAGUUUACCCUGCACCACAAAGGAUGCCACAACCAAGUUAUUAUUCAGGACCACCAAGAUCACAUGUGUCUUCAAGAGACAAUGCUCCCAGUAUUUCAAGCUCUGGAUCAGUCUUCCCACCUCCACCUAUGCCUGCACAACCAAUGUCUGGGGCAAAUGGAUCUGACAAAAAAAGUGAAUCUUUCGUAUAGUCAUAUUAAGAAUUGUUGCAUGUACAUUUUUGUAAAUGGAUUUUAUACAUAUCAAAAGAUAACUGUAUAUAUAUUGUAUAUAGUAAAUUUGCUUUAAGAGUAGCCAUAAUUCUGUUAACUCUUGUAAAGAUGAAACUUGCUAGUCAUUUGACAGAAGGCUCUAGUUUUCACAUAUUCUUUAACAGUAAUGUUUAACAUGCUUUUAAUCGAAGGUAUAAUUACUGUAUAAAAUUAUGUGUUGAUAUUGAUUUAACAUUCCAUAGAGUUAUGGCUAUACUUAAAUUAUAUAAUUAAGUGCCAUUUUGUAUUCUUAUGAAUACUGGAAAUUCAGAAGUUAUUGUGAGGUUUUUAGUAAUGCAAAUAAUGGCGACCAAGUGAGUAUAGCAAUAAUAAGAACUCACAUUCUGAUAUCUGAUACAUAUAUCUGUAUACAGAUUUUCCUAAAGUGGCAAUAAUUAAUCUCACAUUUUUGUCCAUUCCUCAAAAAUUAAAGAUUGUUGAGUGAGUGGAAUAUCAAAUUGAAAAACUAACCAUAUUCACCAGUAUUUCUAAAAUUUCUUAAAGGGAGGUAACUAGAGUUAUGUCAUUCUGCAGAUAUAAUUUCAAGCAAAUAUAUUGUGGCAUUAAUUUUGAUAUUUUUACAAUAUAUGUGUUUGAUUAUAUUUCAUAUCAGUUAAGCUGUAACAAAUUUAUAACAUUUAUAUAUAGUAAUAACAAAGAAACAAGUGACAUGAUAUUGACUUUUAUCAUAUCUGCACCUAACAGUACACAUUUGGAUCCACAUCUCCUGUACCAGAAUUAAAUGAAACCUUCUCAGAAUAUUUACCAAAUAGAUGCCAAUGUGAACAUACUGUUUUGCAUUUUGAUUCGAAUUAUUUUUGGGGUUUCCCUUAGCAUAUCAUGGACUUUGCCAUUGCAUUAUCUGGGUGAUACCAUUUUGUAUCCAGAACUCCUAAAAAAAACCCUAUUAGAAAUUAGAAUUUAUUGAAACUUUUUCAGAAUCUGAACCAUAUAAUAUCAUUGUUCACCUUUUAUUUUGAUUUUUGAUCUGCAUUGUUAUUGGGGGUUUCCUAAAGCAAACCGUAGUCUUAUUCAUUUUUUUAUGUGGGGAGGUGUGCUUGGCUUACCAUCUCUAGUUUUCUUAAAUGGUUUAUGAUGUUUAUAAGUGUUAAAUUAAUGAAAAUAGCCAGUUGAGCUUUCAAAGUUAAGAAUUUUAAGGACAAUUAAGCAAGAUAUUAAUAAUGCAAACCAGAAUGUUAAUUUGUUUUUGUGGUAAACAUAAUUUUGUAUUAAUUUGUGUGUGAUCAGAGAACUUCUAAUAGUAUCAUUAUUGUAAAUUUUUGUGGUGAAUUAGUGUUACCUUUGAUAUAUUAAGGGCAUAUAUAUUAUUUUCAAAACAAAGUUAUACUUUAAAUUCACGAAUUAUUGCUAGGUUUUUAUUAAAACGAAUAAUGCAACUGUGUGAGUGUCACAAUUAUAAAAACUCGCAUUCUGAAUUCCAUACAUAUAAAAUAAUAUUUGUAUGCAGAUUUUCCUGAAAUCGCAAUAAUUAAUCUCACAUUUUUGUCCAUUCUUCAAAAGUCGCAAAAAUAAGUGCAUGCAAUAAUUUCUGAAUUUACAGUAUAUGCAAGAUUCAAACAAAUAACUCACAACAUUCACAGCCAUUAAAAGAGUUUCAAGUUUGAACAACAUAAAUAAAAUUUUAUUGCAGUUUUUAAAAAUGAAAAUUUAAAGCAAAAUAUAUAACAAAAUAAUAGAACAUUUUCAGAUGUAAUAACCAUGCAGCAACAGUAACUAUUUGUUUUCAUGUCGCUCUUGUCUAAGAUCUACUUUCCACCAUUUAACAAAUUUUUCAUUCACCUGUAUUUUUCCUCAACAUUUUAUAUAUUUAUGUUAAACAUUCCACUAUAAUUGUAUACCAUGUUAGAAAUUUCUCACUUUUUUUACACUGUAAAUAUCAUAUAUUGGAUAAAACUAUGUAAUUAUGCAUUCUAAAAGAUAUUUUUACCAAUGGAUCAUAAAACAAUAAAUAUAUAAAGAA
Messenger RNA from Mytilus californianus (California mussel), 3006 nucleotides. RefSeq lists its product as uncharacterized. The coding region runs from base 45 to 965 and encodes 306 amino acids. The transcript has 3 exons. Gene Ontology annotation, cellular component: membrane. The record is from RefSeq and is a predicted model, not a curated record. Lineage: Eukaryota; Metazoa; Mollusca; Bivalvia; Mytilida; Mytilidae.